Messenger RNA from Closterium sp. NIES-65, 5988 nucleotides. The record is from the annotation of a GenBank genome assembly. NCBI's taxonomy places the organism in Eukaryota, Viridiplantae, Streptophyta, Zygnematophyceae, Desmidiales, Closteriaceae.
AUGGGGAACCAGACGAGCGUGGUGGACGCGCUGGUCGAUCUCGAGUUCCCGUCAGCCGCGGCGGCCCCCGCGCCGCGCCUGCCGCCCGGCCACGACCUCCCCAUGGGCGUUCUCUCCUUCGAGGUCGCGUCGCUCAUGCGGAAAGCGCUUGAUCUAUGGCGCCAGCUCGACGCGCGGAAUAUAGCGGGCUUGGAAAAGCAGCUGCAGACCGAGGGGCUGAAGCGCCUGUGCGUGGGGGACUAUUCCCUCCGCUGGCGCCUGGCGGGCGCGGAGUAUGCCUCCGACCUCACCGCGCUGACCGCCGCCGUGGGGGUGCUGGCGCGCAGGUGCGGGGGCGCGCGGAGCGGGGAGGUGCUGAAGCGGCUGCGGGGGUACAGCCGCGCAUGGAAGAGAGAAGAUAGCUUUAGCGAGGGCGAGGCGGACGAACUCAUGCGUUUUCUGAGGGAACAGCUGGAGCCAAUGGGAGCGCUGCACAACGCAAUGCUGGCACUGGAUGACGUCAUCAACAGCUCAGCAGGAGAUCCCGAGGUGCAGAACCCUAAGACGCGUCGGCCCAAGGGGAAGCCACAGGCCGCCGUGAUGGAACAGAUGCAAGUGGUGCAUCAGCUGCAGCGAGCAUCCCUUUGGAACCACCCACUCGAACGACCGGUGCUGACGUUGGCCGUGUCGAUUGGGGUGUUGUGGCAGCAGUACCGGUCGGUCUUCGGCCGGCCAGCCCCCCCCAAGAAGGAGGAGGUGAAGGCGACGCUGGGAGCAGCGGGGCUGCCGUCAGUUUAUGCGCGAGUGCUGCUGGGGGUGGAGCAGAUGCGAGAGAUGAGCCCCAUCAGCCAGCCUUUCAAGGAGCAGCGAAGAGAGCUCUACUCCAUACUGCCGUCCACGGUGCGUCGGCGCCUAGCCAAGCGGCUGAAGCAGCGGUCCAAGCGGCAGAUCGACGGGGCGAUAGCCCGGGACCUCAAGGGCGUGGUGGGGGAUAUCCUGCGGUGGGUCGUGCCUCUGGCUGAGCGCACGGAGGUGUGGAAUGGCGACAAGUCGUUCGGGGCUCAGAGGAGAAACCGCGGCCACCGCACGCUGCUGGUGGAGUGCGGUGGGCUGUCCCUCUGUCUGAGCGCAUCGAGGUGUGGAAUGGCGACAAGUCGUUUGGCGCUCAGAGGAGGAAUCGCGCCGCACGCUGCUGGUGGAGGUGAGAUGCUGGUGGAGGACAAGUUUGAGGCUGUGCUGGUGGAGCUGCUGGUGUCUGCCACUCCACUUGUCCCACACCCAUUGCCCCCACCUCCUCCGUCCUUCUCUUCCCCUUGUCCCCCAUACCAGACGCUUCACUAUUGUGACAAGGACAAGUUUGAGGCAGUGCUGGUGGAGCUGCUGACCUCCUUCUCCCUUGUCACUCUCCACUUCAGACGCUCGCACCUGCAACCGCACCCGCCCUCCAAGGCUCGCCCUCCCUCAGGCCCGGUCCGACGCAAGCUACCAGGCUCGGCCGAGCCUAAGAACCAGGUCGCCACAGCUCCUGCCUUUCCCCCUUCAGCAUCUGCUCCCACUUUUGUGAACAGUGACAGCAACCCCGUACUGGCCCCUACCGUUCCGGACCUCCCAGUUCCCCUCUUCCCAGACCUCCUUCUGGAGCAGCCCCUCCCGGACCUCCAUCUAUGGCUCGGUCUGCUUCCAGUGCUCCUCCCUCCAUGGCUCGUACUGCACCCGAACCUCCUCCAACUGGUCCGGCCAUGCCUAGGCCAGCUCCCCAAGCAAGGCCUGGCCCAGGACCAGCUCCUGGACCUGGAGGCCCCCGAGGCAAUCCAACUGGACCUCGGCCCAGGCCUGGUGCUGGCCCCGGACCUAGGCCUUCUCCAGGCCAGGCGAUGCCUGGGAGAGGAGGUAUGGGACCCGGAGUUGGGGUUCCUCCGGAGGCCAAUGCAGGGGGGAAGGCCGAUGGGUCCAGGAGGAGGUAUGGGAGGAGGCCGGGGAGGUGGGGGAAGAGGAGGUGGAGGGCCAAUCCACAGGCCAAAUCCUGCAUCUCCAGUGUUGGAUGAUAUUGAUGUCAAGCCAGUGGCGCAAAGUCAGGGCCACCGCGCGGGCGGGUGGCUCGAAACUCUCCGCCAAGCCUCGCGCAUCCGCGCAGCCGGCGCUGGGCUUGCGGGUAGCUCCGCAUCAGCGGAGGCAUCCGCCUUCUCGGCGCCUUCCUCCGCUCCCGCUUCCGCUUCCGCCUCUGCUUCCGCCUCCGCUUCCGCAUCCCCCUCCGCCCCGUGCCGCUUGAAGCGGAGCGCCGCAGACGCGGGGCUGGAACGCAGCGUGGGCUCCGCGGAGGAGCCGAAGCUACUGAGGCGCGCAACUUGCCCCGCGGAACGCGCCUACGUCGUCCCCCACCACUGGGCCUCCGCAAACCCUGCUUCCGCCGCCAGCUCGCGCAACCCUGCCUCUUCCCCCGCCCCCGUCCCCGCUGCUGCCCGCGGCGCUGGCGCUGGCGCAACCUGGCCCGCGGGUCUCCUUGCGCUGAACGCGCUCGUGUCUCCGCGAUACGCGCACGGUCAUCCUUCACGGCCCCCUCCUGCUGCCUCCGCCCCGCUUUCCCGACGUCAUCCUCCGCCCCCCCGUUCACCCGCUUUUCCGCCCUCCCCCGCUCCGCUUCCCCCAUUCCGAGCGGAAUUCGCGCGCGCGCCGUCGCCUGCUUCUACUCCUACAUCCUUACCCGGGAUUCCCGCCGCACCUGGUGCUCCACAGCGGUCUCUAGCGACUCGAAGACGCUCGUCCAAGUCGCCUGCCACGUCAGCGAACGAUUCCACGUCAGCGGGAUUUAGAGUCCCGUUCUCGCCACGCGUAGCUUGUGGUUCCGAGUCUGCUGACACGUGUACGAAUUGGAGUGGAGCAGGAGGAGCGGAUUUGGCGAGCGAAGAAAGGCCACGUGGAAUGGCGGCACAGGGAGAGACAGAAUCAUCAGCAGCAGCAGCAACAGCAGCAGCAGUAGCAAAACUGCCACCUCAGGUGGUGCACCUGCCAUGUCAGCUGCUGCGUCUGCCAGCUCAGCUGUGGCUGGCAGACUCGCGCCCACCGCCUCCCCUCAAGGAAAGGGGGGAGGAUGAGGAAGAAGAGAAAAUGAGGAGGAGAGAGAAGAGGGGUGGAGAGGGGUUGGGGAGGGAGGGAGAGAAACAAAAGGUUGUCCUGGCGGUGAGAGCCGAUGGGGAGAAUAUGGAAGUGGGGGAGGUGGUAAGGGGAGUGGAGAUGAGGGAUGAAUUGGAGGGGAUUGAACGAGAGAGCGGGAUAUCAGAUAACGGGAGUGAAGCGAUGGAGGUGGAGGGAGGAGGAGAAGGAGGAGGAGUAGGAGAAGUGGGAGAAGAGAUAGGAAGGGGAGAAGAGAUAGGAAGGGGAGAAGAACGAAAAGAAGUAGUAAAGAAGGUAGGAGGAGAAGAAGAAACGGAAGGGGAGGACGCUGGGAGGGAAGCUGUAGGGAGGGAAGAGGGUCUAGCUGGCGAUGCGAAAGGGGGUGAAGCAAGUGGAGGAGGUGAAGGGGUUGAAAGGGGUGAAGGGGGUGAAGGGGGUGAAGGGGGUGAAGGCGGUGAAGCAGGUGGUGGUGAAGCAGGUGGUGGUGAAGCAGGUGGUGGUGAAGCAGGUGGUGGUGAAGCAGGUGGUGGUGAAGCAGGUGGUGGUGAAGGCGGUGAAGGCGGUGAAGGCGGUGAAGCAGGUGAAGGCGGUGAAGGCGGUGAAGCAGGUGAAGGCGGUGGUGGUGACAAGCAGGGCGAGCAAAGUGGGUGGCUGUGGGAGGGAAGUGAUCUGAAAGGGUGCUAUCUCGACGCGAGCAGGACAUGUGUUGAUGAAACGGUUACAAGCGGUGCUAAGGUGGUUACAAGCACUGCUGAGGAGGUUACAGGCGGUGCUGAUGUAGUUUCAAGCGGUUCUGAGAUUGUGAUACUUUGUGCAGACAUGGAUCUGGACGCGAUGCCUCUGGGUUGCUGCCUCGGAUCCCAGCAGGAACAACCUGGGGAGGCUCACAUGGAGCAUGAAAAGCAGCAGCAUGAGGAGCAGCAGCAACAGCAGGUGGAGGAAGAGUGCUCGCUGGAGCAGUUGACUCGCGUUGACUCCAUGGAAGAUGACGACUUCUGGGAAAGAAUGGUUGCCAGCUACGGCACACUGGACGACCUGCCUGCUACAGCCGAAGCCGUGGCUGCUACAGCUGGGGAGGCCGCUACAGCUGGAGCGGAGGCUACAGCCGGAGUGGCUUCUACAGCCAGAGUGGCGGCAGUAGCUGAAGGGACCUUCACAACUGGGAGAGUGGCCACAUCCGAUGGUGGGAUGGCGGUGGAUGGUUGUGGGCUAGGGGCCGCCACAUUAAGCGAUGGAAAUACCCUGCUUGCUGCAACUCCCGAAUCUCUAGCUGUUGCUGAUGGUGCACUGACAGCGGUUUCCACUCACUCAGGGGUGCAUGCAUCAGUUGCUGCUGGAAGUGCCCUGCCUGCUGUGACUCCUGAACCUCUGGCAGUUGCUGACGGUGCCCUGCCUGCAGUUUCCUCACACUUGGGGGUGCAUGCAGCAGAUAUGAAUUUCGAGUCGCGCCAAAAGACAUGUCUGGAUGCUGUUGACGGUGCGCUGCCUGCAGUUUCCUCACACUCGGUGGUGCAUGCAGCAGAUAUGAACCACCAACCUCCUUCUGCGGAUGCUGAAGCAGCAGCUUCGUCGGGUUCUAAGGCUUGCACGGGCGAACUUCCUCGCCCGGCCUAUCAUGCCGAGCCUGUUCUACCCUCGGCCAAGCCUGCGAGUCCUGAGUCCGAAGCUGCUGCAGCGGUCCUGCUAGCACUGCUGGCUCGGCAGCCAAACCUCAAUCGCGUACGGCCCGAAGCAGGCAUUGGUGUACUGGCACAAGGCUCGGUGUCGCCACAGGGAUCUGAACGGGACAUGGUGCUUCCAGGCAACUUCCUUCAGCAGUGCAUCGGAAGCAUGAGUGCAGCAGUGAGGUCUGCAGUAGAGUCACCCUCGUUAGAGUCACAGUUGCUUCAAUUGCUGCUGCUGGCAGUGGCCAGACAACGAGGAGGAGGGGGUUUGACUCAACCAGCGGCAGCAAGAUUACCAGCAAUAGCAGCCGUAGCACCAGAUAUGAUGCUCGAAAAUUUCCACCAAUCAGAGCCCGACGAGUGUGCAGCAGCAGUUGGGUGGGCGGGGGGGGUGCGGCAGGAGGUGGGAGCGGGCGGGCAGCAGAACGGGCAGGAGGAAGAAGAAGGAGAGGGAAAGGAUGAGGAGGGAGAGGAGGAGGAAGAAGAGGGGAAAGCGGAGGGGGAGGAAGGAGGAGGGGAAGAAGGGGGAGAAGGGGAAGAAGGGGCAGAAGGAGAGGAGCAAGAGGAGGAAGGGGAGGGAGAGGGGGGUGAGGGGGGUGAGGAGGAGGACAAGGAGGGUGCGGAUUUGACUGUGAAGCGUUUGGAAAGGGAGAUGUCUGACAUCUCUCUCCCCCCCUCCCGUCGCUUUCUAGCCACCGUCAAAGCCGCAGUCCACCGCUCUAAAACCAUCAAAACCGGUUCCGGCAGCACCAGAACUCCUGCCACACCCAGUCGCGUCAAAGCGAGCCCCAGACCUCCCCAGCCCCCCCCAGGGUUUCUUUCCCCAGUGGAAACUCUACAGCUUAUUCACUGCGACCUGCGCUCACGCCCGUUCUUCCUUGCGCUUCUCGCAGUCUGCGCCAAUUCCACCGCUCUGCACCUUCGCAACUGCUGCGGUUUGGACGACGCCUCCCUCGCCGGGAUCUCGGUCGCCACGAACCGUCGGAUCGGCCGGCUGGCGAUCGAAGGGUGUCCGUUGAUCACGAUGAAGUCGCUAGAAGCGGUGGUGUUGGCGCUGCCGGGGUUGAGGCAGCUUGUGGUGGGGGACUGUGGGGGGGUGAGGGAUGAGGAGAUGGGCGGGGAGUUUGCGGAUCGGAUUUUCACGUUGAAGGAGCUGAAAUGGCAGCCGUCUGGAGGUAGGUUGGCGGGGACAGGGCUGUUUGAAAAAGGCAGGUGGCUGGUACAGGGGGGGUGA